This is a messenger RNA of Sinocyclocheilus rhinocerous, 1119 nucleotides long. Its product is annotated as protein mab-21-like 3. NCBI's taxonomy places the organism in Eukaryota, Metazoa, Chordata, Actinopteri, Cypriniformes, Cyprinidae. The record is from RefSeq and is a predicted model, not a curated record. The transcript has 4 exons. Bases 46 to 900 code for a protein of 284 amino acids.
CUCACUCCAACUCUGUUCCUGAUUUCGGUGCCCCUACAGGGUCUGAUGGGCUAUAAGGAGAGGCGUACGCGUCAGUGGCGUUACUACACACUGAGCGGGUCUCGUCUCCUCUCACCGGUCCGUGAGCCAGAGAAGCUCCACCAGUGGCUGGAGCUGGAGAGUUUUGUCAAUCCGAGUCAGGAGUGGCAUGAUGCCCACAUGAUCAUUGAGGGUGAUAUUGUGCCAGCAAAGGUGGUGAAUGUCUUCAAAGAGCAUCUGGAGGCAUCCAUAAAGACCUGCGGACUAACAAGUAAGGUGAGUAUGCUGGAAUCAGUUGGGUCAGUGGUGCGUGUUGCUGUGGAAACAUCAGAGGCACAAAUUGAGGUGGAAUUGGUUCCUACAGUGGAGCUAAUGAACUACUGGCCAAAGAGAGCUAGGUGGCCUCGGUUUUUUCGAAGAUGGCCCUCCACAGAGCGCACUCGUUGUAUUAAGUCGUUUGGAUUCAAUCUAAUGGCCACAUCAAACUACCACUGGCUGCUGUCAUUCUCACGGGCAGAGCAAGUGCUGUUGAGUAAUAUAGAUGAGGACGGCGGCUGCCGCAGGAAGUGUUAUCGGGUGGUCAGACAGCUCAAGGAGGAUGUCUGGUGUCCUGGAAGCAAACCUGUCAUCACUGCCUACCACCUACAGACACUGCUUUUCUGGACAUGUGAGAAGUACCCCUGCACCAGGGACUGGAGAGACUUCAGAGGAUGUGUAUUACGGCUGGUGCAAAAGCUACAUAAGUGUGUUAGCCAGCAUUAUCUCCGGCAUUACUUUGUACGAUCCCACAACCUCCUGAAAUACAGCAAUACUAAUGAGCUUGAUGACGUGGCAAAGAAGAUCAAUAAUUUCCUGGACAACCCCGGAACAUACGUUCAUUAGAAGCUUACUCUAUGGGUUAGAUGGCAUAGAUUUUUGUUAGCUGUGCUCUGUUCUGACUGCAUCAUAUUGAUGAGAUGAUCAUGGUAAUAGGCUGUGGUUGGCUAAGUAAGUAUGCGUGUAUUUCCUUCUUAUGUCUCUCUGAUCCUGAAAUUUUCACCAGAAUUAUGAUGUCAUUUUUUUUUUUUUUACUGUAGGCCAACUUUGUUGAAUAAUUGACAU